Messenger RNA from Sphenostylis stenocarpa, 822 nucleotides. The record is from the annotation of a GenBank genome assembly. NCBI's taxonomy places the organism in Eukaryota, Viridiplantae, Streptophyta, Magnoliopsida, Fabales, Fabaceae.
AUGGAGAGGAGUUUAUCAGAAAAUGGGUCGUCAGGAACAUAUGGAAGCAGUGAAGAGGAGAUGUCAAUAACGAAAGGUCCAUGGACAGAGGGUGAAGAUUCAGUUCUCUUCAAUUACAUUACAGUCCACGGGGAAGGCCACUGGAACUCUGUCGCUCGCUACACAGGCAUGCAAACAUUCAUGUUAAGAUGGUUGAACUACUUGCGUCCUAACGUUCGACGUGGGAACAUAACCCUCCAAGAACAGCUAAUGAUUCUUGACCUCCAUUCCCGUUGGGGCAACAGGUGGUCGAAAAUAGCUGAACAGUUACCGGGGAGAACAGACAACGAGAUUAAGAACUAUUGGAGAACGCGAGUAGUGAAGCAGGCUAAGCAACUGAAUUGUGAUGUGAACAGUAAACAAUUCAGAGACACGUUGCGUUUUGUAUGGAUGCCACGUAUGCUGGAGCGGAUUCAGGCUCAACCCUCAUCAUCAAGCCAAGCCCAAACCUCCUUAAUCUCCAACGCUCAAGCCCAGAGCGACCCUUGUGGAGUCACCACCACCACCGCCACCGCCAACAACCCGCGUUUGCUGUCAGAGGCUUCAUGGGCAGUUGAUGUCCACGCGCCCUCUCUCUCUGACUCUGCCGCGUCUUACAAUUUAAUGGGUGGUGGAAAUUUGUCAUCAUAUGGUGCAGAAGAAGGUUGUAGCAGCCUCUGGGAGGAGAGAAAGUAUGGGUACUCGGACAUAGCAGGAAGUGGUUUUGGUGGCGUUGACUUGUGGACAGACGAGAAUAUUUGCUUCUUGCAACAGCAGCUCGCUGAUGACUUACCUUACAAUUAG